This is a messenger RNA of Trichoderma harzianum CBS 226.95, 755 nucleotides long. RefSeq lists its product as hypothetical. The transcript has a single exon. NCBI's taxonomy places the organism in Eukaryota, Fungi, Ascomycota, Sordariomycetes, Hypocreales, Hypocreaceae. The record is from RefSeq and is a predicted model, not a curated record. Bases 164 to 574 code for a protein of 136 amino acids.
AGGCCAAGCCCAGGCCGUUUGCCUCCUUGGUUCCUGAUCCUGGUCUAGCUGCGUUGGACAAGGACAAAGCAGCUGCAUCUUAAUCUGUGCCCGUUAGUCUUGUUUUUUAACUUUCCAUACAAGAGCCGUUUGCUGCCCUCCAUCAUUUGCUUGGUGCUUUGUUAUGUCCAUUAGUACUGGUACUUACAUACACCUCUUAUUGUUCUCACUUACUGUGCAAAAUUCAUUCAUCGUAUUCUCGUCAAUCUCAAACUUUGCGCGGUUUUCCCUCCCAAGAUCCAUACAUCUCAAAUCUCCUCGACUUCCGGCGCUACUGGCUGGAGCUCCCUGCUUGGCACCAUGUCAUACUGAUGGCAUCGAGAUCCGGUUCAGCGCUGAUCCCUCGUUCGGCCUUGUUUGCCGCUUUUUGCACACUCUCGGGAUUGCACCCCAUGCAAGGACCCGUGGCUUUUGUCCCGCCCAUCAACGUGGAUGCACAGCCAUUGAAUUUCCCAUUGAUCCAUCAAAAUGCUGCUGCUACCUAGACUGCGACUCCGUACUAACAAAGGAUCUUAGUAGUAGUAUUACCAAUUGAACCCCCAUCAAAUCAGCUGUGUAGCUCGCACGGCACCCGAGGAGAUAGCGCUGAUCCUUCUGAAACCCGCCAAUGCAGCGUGUAAGCCUCUGGACCUGCGUUGUAUGUCUCUCUCGUCCUAUCAAGCUGAGGCUCUGUAGAGUGUCUUGGACGCGCAGCUUCGCCGGAUGCAUGAACCGGG